Molecule: messenger RNA, 3144 nt
Organism: Diatraea saccharalis (sugarcane borer)
Lineage: Eukaryota; Metazoa; Arthropoda; Insecta; Lepidoptera; Crambidae
Source: the annotation of a GenBank genome assembly
CAAACAUUGACCAAGCACGCAGCCACGCACUGCGCUCCGACAACUUGCCGCAACAUUCUUAGCGUAAAAGUUAUCGUGGAUGGUUUACUCUAUGUAAUUUGCGAUGUUUGAGUUGAUAUUAACAAGUAUUCCCUUCGAAUAAUAUUGUGCGAACGACUCGUUUGAAUCGAAUCACGAUAGUGUUAAAUGCGAUAUGUGCUGCUGAUGUUACAGCAACGAUGCAUCAAAGGAAAAAAAUGGACAUUGAUUCAUGCUGUAUAAUAUUAUACACUACGUUAAUGUGAAGUUUUGAAGAAAAUGAAUAGAAACUACGGUGGAAGAAGAAAUGCAGAGUUUCACGAUGAGCACUGCUGCGCGGGAAACGCCGUCGGUAAUUUUCGACGCACCUCGUCUCUGCGACUGCGUGGUGAAAAAAUGGUGCAGCGUUCACCUCUCGCUACAAGAAAAUUAAUUCCAGUAAUCACGGAAAAUACUCACCAAAAGCACCGAAGCGAUGGGGCUCAUCUCAUGGAGCCUGGCUAUCGCCAGCGAAGUCACUCUUUCAGUACCAAUCAACAAAAAGGUAGAAAGAGCUGCCUGAAACAGGAGAAUGGUCUGGAUGGAAAAUUGAACAUGACUGAUUCCGCACACACUCCACCUGGAUCUCCUGAGGAUCUACCAGAUGAUGAAUCUCUACACAGUUAUGGGAGUGCUGCCACAGCUGCUUCUGUAGAUGCCGGCUAUGCACCAUUCAAUGGUACCACUUUUAGUGGAAGAUCUAUGCGAUAUGUUCUGCAUUGCUCGUCACAUGCCGGCCUUGCUGGAGAAGAGUACCUCACUCCUACACAGCGGGCCCAGAAACAAAUCCGCCGCCUCAAGAGUCUACUUUGUCAAGCAAAAAAAGAUUUAGAGAGAAAAGAUAGUGAAAUAUUUCAUCUCACUAAAGAAGUAGUUGAAUUACGACUUUAUAAAGCAUCAAUAUGCUCUCCUGAUGAAAAAUCAAACUCUAGUGAAAUAGUGACAAUAAGAGAAAAUGCUGAUGACAAUUCUAUUGAACAAGACAGUCCAAAACAUGAAAAGAGUUGUAGAAAUUAUGACAUUACUGACAGUCCUCUAUUUAAAGACCAGACCACAACCAGGUGUCGAAAUGAAAUGCAAGGUUCUUUCACUGAUUCAGGACACUUUGAUGAUCUCACUAAUUCAUCCUUGCAUUCUAAAGAAUCUGUCCAUAUGUUAACCCAUGACGCAUCUUGCAUGACUGAUAUUUGUGAUGGUGAGGAAGAGAGACGUAGCUUGAUUGAAUUCUAUGACAAAAAAAUUGAAGAUGUGAUGCGUACACAUGUCGGAGAGACUCAAGAACUAAAGAAGAGCCACAAUGACAAGGUAGAAGCAUUGUUACAAAAACUCGCAGACAUGAACAACAGAUACUGUGAGUUGCUACCUAAUUAUGAGCAAGCUAAAGAGAGAAUUCACAGUUUAGAAAAGCAAUUGGAAGAAGCCAGCAAGCAGCUGCAAGAUGAAGAGGCCCGACAUCGUACCAUGUACUUACAGAUGUACAACAAAGGAGUGGAAGCUGCAAAAUUUGAAAUAGAAAAGGAUGUGGCAGGUCCAUCCCAAGGCCCAGUGAGCAGAGUAUCGGUGGAGGAGCUUCUAGCGCAAUUGCAGAUCACUCAGACAGAACUCGAAAAUGUCCGAGACUCCGCAUACACAACGGACAGAACGGCAAAAUCGCAAGUACUUCUAAGUGCAAAGGAGGCUGUUUCUUUAUGGGUCCUAGGAGCUCGAAAGGCCAUGUACCGUCGCAUCGUAGAAUCACAGAAAGGCAACAAGACCGCCGUAGACCCAGAAGUUACUCUUCAGUUCCUGAAGUCUGCUAUCUAUUACUUCCUCACUGACCCGGAAAAUCAUCAGGGACAUCUAAAUGCCAUCGAAAACAUUCUUGGUUUCUCUGAAGCAGAAAAGAAAAAUAUACGCAAAGCUAGAGCUACAUAAACUGUAAAGACUGCUGUGAACGUGUGAUAUGUCCUAAAAUAGAGUAAUUUUGUUGCUACUUAGAUAGACGUUAAUUGUUGCAUGUCGUCAGAGACGAUAUAGCGAAUAUAUUAAAAUAUUAUGAUAGUUGUGUGCACACUAUAAAAUUAGUUGUCUAUUUUUAGCAUAAUUUACACAUAAUAAUUAAUUGUAGGUAACUUUUUUAUUGUUUAAACGUUUUAAUCGAAUUAUUUUUGGGUUUUGUAAUUCUUUUUAAUAGAUAGGGCCAAAGAUUCGAAUUUCCUAUUAAUUGCGUGCAAUUUUAUUUUAGCUUCUAAGGUAUAAAAGUACAGUGAACCAAAUCAACAUUCCUUUUAGCGUAGAUAUUAGUUUUUAAGUGUUGUGUUUUAUAAUUAUAUUUCUUUUAUUAUCGUUUUUCCCAUUGUUUCGUUACUUUGCAUGCUGGUCAGCAAUUUUUUUUUUUUUAAUGCGAUUUAUAUAGUUAGUUUAAGUAAUAUGGAACGUAACACAUUCUAAUUAUUUCGACGAUGAGUUUGAUUUAUAAAGGUUGUGCCUCUUUUCUAUACUAUAACCAUCAGAAAAUCAACCUAUAAAUAAAACUUAUUCUCAAAAUAUAUUGCUAAAUGAGCCAAAAAGUUCUUGCCUACAUCUUGCCACUAAAAAGUAACAUCUGUGAUUUACGCAUAGUGAGUGUGCUUUUAUUUAAUUUAUAAAUUAUUAUGAAUAAUAUACGGCAGAGUAUUAAAAUUUAGAUAAACAACAUCUUUUUAAUAAAUUUUCUUUACAAUUUGAUUUUAGUUAAAUUUGCGUCCACUUUUUUGAUAUUAUUGAUACUAGAAUGUUUUAAACAUCGUAAGACAGUCACCUUCAAAUGAUCUCCAGUUUUACUUUCAUCAGAUUGUUUUGAAAAUAGCCUAUUUCUAGAUUAAAAUUCGUGUGUAUGUUAUAAUUUUAGUUUUUGCGUACUAUUUAGUAUUUGGGCUGGGAAUGUGAUAUUCGAAAAGUUGAUCAAAAUCAGGAGUUACGUCCGAUAGUUUUAGGCAAACUUGUACCUAAAAAUUAAGCUUCCAACUUUACAUAGUUAUAUGUAUACCUGUGACAUUCACUAUGAUAUUAGUAUUUCUGUGACAUGAUUUGCUUGCUUUUGUUCCCAUUAAAUUAAAUAAACAAAUU